This is a messenger RNA of Mesorhabditis belari, 1299 nucleotides long. Lineage: Eukaryota; Metazoa; Nematoda; Chromadorea; Rhabditida; Rhabditidae. The record is from the annotation of a GenBank genome assembly.
AUGAUUCCACAAGAGCAACAGAUUUUGAAUUAUAUGAUGAAUCCACUAUAUUACGAUCCAUUGGUGCCAUCGAUUGAAUGGGGAAAAGCACUACGGAUCAAUAUUACACUCAACGCGUUGAGGCUUGUUUCACUGGAUCAACAAGAAGAAACAAUCGUUUUUCAAGAUGAAUUCAUUGCGAUGUGGUUCGAUCCAAAUCUCGGGUGGGAUAAGAAAGAUUUCCCCGAUUACCUGGCUGAUUUUGUGAAUGUCCCGUAUAAACAAGUCUGGAUACCGGAUCUUAUUUAUUACAAUACAAUUGAUCAAGAAAAAGUGUUGCUUGAUGAGUGGACAUUUGUCAAUGUGAGAUAUGAUGGAUGGGUGAGAGCCUCAAUGACGGCUACUCGAACGCUUCCAUGUGAACUCCAUCUAGCGGAUUUCCCAUAUGAUCGACAAAAAUGCGUCUUGAUGUUGGGCUCUUGGACUUACGAUGACAAUUUAAUCCAACUCCACCCAACUGCCACUGAAUUUGAGGCGGAUUUAGGUGUACUAGCUGGAGAGAAUUCUGGUGUAAUCUCUUAUUUCGGGAAUUCCGAAUGGCAACUAAUCAAAAUCGAUGCAUAUGAGAAACGGGAGAUUUACAUUCAACCAGCCGGUGACUGGAACUAUUCCCUCAUCUAUUUCAACCUUCACCUUGAGCGCAAACCCGUUUAUUAUGUGAUGAUCAUUCAGAUCCCAACGCUGAUCGUCGGUGUGUUGACGAUUCUCGGCAUGUUCACCCCAUUCAGUCAACGAAUGGAAAGAUGGCAACGAGUCGAACUCGGAUUGAACAUGUUAUUGGCGAUCUCAAUGCUCUUGAAUUUGCUCUCGUCAAUGAUGCCGAAAGUUGAACGAUUGCCAUUGUUGGGAAACUAUAUUGUUGCUGAGAUUUUCAUUUGCUCCAUUGGCACAGUCGUUUCAAUUACGUUGCUGGAGAUUCACGCACGAGCAGAUCAAAGAAAUUGGAGACCACCAGACUUUUUUUGCCGAUUUCUGCGUCUCUCGUGCACUUCAGGGAAGACGAAUCCUUCAGCGUUGCCCGAUCCUCCACGCUUGAUUCCGGCGCUACAAAAUAAUGAAUUCGAAAUUGGUUCCAUUGAAGCUUUCAAAGCAAGGAAACAAUUAUAUCAAAGUUUACACCUCGUUCGAUCAUUCAUUUCUCGACAACACGCUGAAGAGGAAUGGAAACUUUUAUGGACGAAAAUAUUUGACCGAUUGGACAUCAUAUUUUUGUUUAUAUUUCAAUCAGGCAAUAUCAUCAUAGCCGCCAUGUUUAUGAGA